Molecule: messenger RNA, 2496 nt
Organism: Parnassius apollo (apollo)
Lineage: Eukaryota; Metazoa; Arthropoda; Insecta; Lepidoptera; Papilionidae
Source: the annotation of a GenBank genome assembly
AUGGCAUAUUAUCAAGUUCUGUUAGUUUUUAUCCUAGCCAUUAUUUGUGUAAGCACAGAAGAAGAAGCUGCUGUACAUCGAAUGACCCGUGCAGAAAAACAGCAGUUAAGGGAGGAAUCAAGACGCAUGUUCUAUCAUGCAUAUGAUGCAUACAUGGAUAAUGCCUAUCCAGCCGAUGAGCUGAUGCCCUUGAGCUGCAAGGGUCGAUGGAGAGGGAUCACACCCAGCCGCGGGGAUAUGGAUGAUGUCCUAGGAAACUUCUCCCUCACGCUGGUAGACAGCCUGGACACCCUCGUGGUGAUGGGCGACUUCUCCGAGUUCAGUCGUGCGGUGCGGCUUGUGGUUCGUGACGUCACCUUUGACCACGACAUCAUUGUCUCAGUUUUUGAGACCAACAUUCGGAUGCUGGGCGGGCUUCUGUCGGCCCACGUGCUGGCGACAAAGCUCCGUGGCGAAGUACCUGUUUUGCGCUGGUACAACGGCGAGCUACUAACGCUGGCUGAGGACCUCGGCCGUCGGUUGCUUCCCGCCUUCAACACCUCCACGGGAAUACCGCACGGACGGGUGAACCUUCGUCAUGGUAUCCGAGGUCUGUCGGAGUCCCGGGAGACGUGCACAGCGUGCGCUGGCACCAUGAUCCUGGAGAUGGCGGCCCUCUCGCGUCUCACAGGCGAUCCGAUCUUCGAGCAGAAGGCUCAUCGUGCCAUGGACCAGCUCUGGAAGAUCAGGCAUAGGACGUCCGACCUGAUGGGCACGGUAAUCAACAUCCAUUCUGGAGACUGGGUGCGCAAGGACUCUGGUGUGGGUGCCGGCAUCGAUUCCUACUACGAAUACUGUCUGAAGGCGUACAUCUUGCUUGGUGACGAGAAAUAUCUGGCUCGUUUCAAUCGACACUAUAACGCCGUCAUGAAGUACAUUAGUCGUGGACCCGUGAUGCUGGCUGUCCAUAUGCACAGACCACAUCUGCAGUCGCGCAACUUCAUGGAUGCCUUGUUGGCUUUCUGGCCGGGGCUGCAAGUGCUGCUCGGAGAUGUGCGGCCCGCGGUCGAGACUCACGAGAUGCUGUAUCAGGUCAUGCAGCGUCACACCUUCAUCCCUGAAGCUUUCACCUCUGACUUCCAGGUGCAUUGGGGUCAGCAUCCCCUACGGCCAGAGUUCCUCGAGUCCACGUACUUCCUCCACCGGGCCACUGGAGACGACCACUAUCUCCACGUCGGCAAAACUGUGCUGAAAGCCCUCCAGCAAUACACCCGCGUGCCAUGUGGUUACGCAGCCGUCAACGACGUGAGAACCAGAGUCCAUGAGGACCGCAUGGACUCAUUCGUCCUGGCGGAGACAUUCAAAUACUUGUACAUGCUGUUCGGCGAGGACCGGGAUCUGCCGGUGAAGUUGGAGGAUUACGUGCUGACCACCGAGGCCCACUUCCUGCCGUUGUCGCUGGCGACCGAUGGCAGGAACUCGUCGUACCUGACGUUAAAGAUCGAUGAUGAAGACGAGGAUAAAUAUAGGAAAACGUGUCCGAGUACGUGGUCGCUGGUGGCGUCUCGGCUGCGACGCCCGCUCCGGCGGCUGCUGGGCGCGGCGGCCCGGCCCCCCGCGCGCCCGCGCCCCCUCACCGACCCGCGGCAGCUGCUCGCCCUCGCGGACAUGGGUAUCUCCGUGCUCACGCUGCCCGACGGCCGGGUCCAGCUCCUCUACACCACAUCCACGGCAAAAUCAGCAAAAGACGCCGCCGAGGGCCUCACGUUCAUGCGCGAGAUGUCCAAGUGGAACACUCUAAGCGACAUGGAGAGCGGCGUAGUGGCUGCUGGGGUGAAGGUUGACGAGCGCAUUUUUACCGCCGGCCCCGCCCACUUCGGUAAGGAAAUCACUGGAGACGAUCGUCUCGAAGGUACCGCUGCCUUCGCCUUGCCUCUCGACGCCUGCACCGAAAUCCAGAACAAGCACGAGAUUGCCGGUAAAUUUGCGAUAGUGCAACGUGGUCAAUGCACCUUUGCCCAGAAGGUCCGUAACCUUCAGACGGCCGGUGCCAAUCUGGCCCUGGUUCUGGACAAUGUGGCUGGAUCCACACACGAGACAUCCGCACUCUUCGCCAUGUCCGGCGACGGGAACGACGAUAUCGACAUCCCGGCUGUGUUCCUGUUCUCCCAGGAGGGUGCCUAUCUCACCGAGCAGCUGCAAAAGAACCCAAACCUCCUCAUCACGGUCGGAGAUCUGAGGUCGUUGAAGCGACAGCACGAGAAUAACUGCGAGGACGGGAACUGCGAAGCUGUCCUGGACUCGCCCGUGCCGGCUGAUAAGGAGUCCUUCGACCAUUUGAAGAGGGUGCUUAGCCAAUUGGUGGCUCAGUUUGAGCUUUCCCUGUCCAGCGAGGACUCGAAGACUUGCGAGGAAAACGCUGAUGUGAAAGAAACCAAAGACAACAUCGUGAAGAGUGAGAGCCAAAUUGAAAUAGAAAAAGAUCAACUUGCAGUCUGUAAGCUGGACGACGUUUAA